Molecule: messenger RNA, 965 nt
Organism: Leptidea sinapis
Lineage: Eukaryota; Metazoa; Arthropoda; Insecta; Lepidoptera; Pieridae
Product: carbonyl reductase [NADPH] 3-like
Exons: 1
Coding region: 45-914 (289 amino acids)
Molecular function (GO): carbonyl reductase (NADPH) activity
Source: RefSeq, a predicted model, not a curated record
AUUACACAGUCUUAUACUUGACACCGUCGUACACCGUCGCAGGGAUGAGUGAACGAGUAGCGGUCGUCACCGGUGCCAACAAGGGCAUCGGGUUCGCGAUCGUCAAGGCUCUCUGUAAAAGAUUUGAGGGCGUUGUGUAUCUAACCUCUCGAGACGAAACCCGAGGACGGACAGCGGUUGAAGAGUUGAACAAGUUGGAUCUCCAACCGAGAUAUCAUCAGCUCGAUAUCACAGAUGUACAGAGUGUGUCGCGGUUCAGAGAUCACAUAAAGCGGUCACAUGGUGGACUCGAUAUCCUCAUCAAUAACGCAGCCGUCGCGAACUGUUCAGACCCCUACACCACCUAUGAAGAAAAUAAAUAUAUUGUAGAUAUAAAUUACAAAAGUAUUCUUAUACUUCAGGAUCUCCUGUUUCCACUCAUUCGUGAUAACGGAAGAAUCGUGAACAUAUCCAGCGACUGUGGUCACCUGUCAAACAUCAGAAACAAAAAAUGGAUUCAAAGACUAUCCAAGAAAAAUUUGAAUGUUGACGACAUUAACGAAUUUGUUGAUUGGUUCCUCGAGAACUGCAGAAAUGGCACGUUUAAGAAAGAGGACUUUGCAGAUGAAGGCACCAUGGCCGGUUACAGAGUGGCCAAGGUUGCCUUGAGUGCGAUAACUAUGCUACAGCAAAGGGAAAUGGAAGAAAGAAAUAUUUGUGUGAAUUCUAUGCACCCUGGGCUGGUGAGGACCUCUAUGACGAACGGAGUUGGCUUCUACAGCAUCGACGAAGCAGCGGAGACUCCGGUGUAUCUGGCCCUCGAUGCUCCCGACACGUUGAAAGGCGCCUAUGUGUGGUACGAUAAAAGAGUGCUAGACUGGUAUGAUUCUGAGGCAGACUAUUUCUUUAAGACAUCUACGUUACAAGUGAAAUAAUUACUACCUAUGUUUAUAAAGUAAAUACUUUUUAAGUUGCUUUCCUAUUCA